Molecule: messenger RNA, 6637 nt
Organism: Pieris brassicae (large cabbage white)
Lineage: Eukaryota; Metazoa; Arthropoda; Insecta; Lepidoptera; Pieridae
Gene: cno
Product: afadin
Exons: 32
Coding region: 387-5621 (1744 amino acids)
Biological process (GO): regulation of protein localization; signal transduction
Cellular component (GO): adherens junction
Molecular function (GO): cell adhesion molecule binding
Source: RefSeq, a predicted model, not a curated record
UUAGUCAAGUUUAGGCAUUUGAAGUUUUGACAAACGCGCGUGUGUUGUGUUGUACUUGGUUGCGAUGAUACCACAUAUUUCUGUUAUUUCGGGUUAAUAUUAAAACACAUACGAUAAGUGUUAUCACAACGUUUAUUUAUAAAAAUAAAUGUUUUACCAAAUGUUGUAAUAUUGGAUAUCACGUUAACCUCAGUACUACGCCCCAAGUGUAUCCGAUGAAAGUUUUAAAAAGUUGGACAAGUUUUCAAGUGUCUGUAUUUUGUAAUGAUGAGCAAAGUUUAUUUGUGAAAGUUUUUAAAUGCCGAUUACAUUUCACAGAUAGCAUGACGUAGAGCUAAGAGCUACAUCACUGCCUGUCGAACGUCUAUCAAUCGAUCUCGUUAUUCAUGGUUAUUGAUGCGGUGACAAGAAAGAUGGACGCGGCGGACAAGCGGAUGUUGGAUCGCGAGGCGCUCCGCAACAUGAUCCAGCAAUGGAACGCCAACCGCCUCGACCUCUUCGAACUCAGCGAGCCCAACGAGAACUUGGAGUUCCAUGGCGUUAUGCGAUUCUACUUUCAAGAUUCAGGCCAGAAGAUUGCCACAAAGUGCAUCCGCGUCGCAUCCGAUGCUACAGUCAUCGAUGUCAUUGGGACGUUGAUAGAGAAGUUCCGUCCGGACAUGCGCAUGCUGUCUCUGGGCUCCUACACUCUGUGGGAAACGCACGCGCCGGGCGACGAGCGGCAGCUGGAGCCCCACGAGAAGCCUCUACUGGUGCAGCUCAACUGGCACGCCGACGACCGCGAGGGUCGCUUCCUGCUCAAGUGCUGCUCCCAGCCGGACAUGCCACUGUCCUCUAUAAACGAGAAGGGAGACCAAAACUUCAAGCGGAAAUUGUCAAAACGGGAGAAGAAGGAAUUAAAGAAAAAAGAGAAACUCUCCAGGUUGAAGUCGGACACGAAUGACGAGAACCGUCCGGUCGCCGAGAAGUUAUACUCAGAACUGCCCGAGACGUCGUUCACUCGUAGCAUCAGCAACCCCGAGGCGGUGAUGAGGCGUCGGAGGCAGCAGAAGCUCGAGAGGAAGCUGCAGCAGUUCCGCUCCAAGGACGGCGGACCCGACACCGGCGGCACGCUGAAGAUCUACGGGUCGUCCCUGUGCCCGGACGUGCCGUACAAGACGCUGCUGCUGUCGGUCGGGGACUCCGCGGCCGCCGUGCUCCGCGAGAUGCUCGACAAGUACGGCCUGUCGCGGCACGAGCCCGCGCACUACUGCCUCGUGCAGGUGGACACGACUGACAAUUCAGAGUACAUCCUGGAGGACGACGAGUGUCCUCUGGCCAUCGUCAUGACGCAUCCACAUCGCAGCUCCAUAAUGUUCCACGUCCGGCGUCGGCCGGCGGAGGGUCAGCCGCGGCGGCGCAAGAAGAAGCCGAGCGGCGGCGCGGGCGCACGUCCCGGAACAGAACCCAUGCUCAUUGAGGUCACUCCGGACGGCACCGCCCUCGAGAACGGACGCCGGCUGCGAGUCGCCGAUGUCGUCGAGGUAGGAUCGGUGAACGGCACGGCGCUGCAGCUGUACGGGCCUUCCAUUCAGCCGCGGCACUGCGUGUUGGCUCCGGCCGAGGGCGGACACUCCGUCACUCCGCUGCACGCUGACGCACAAGUCUACGUCAACGGACGGCGGGUCACGCACACUACUAGACUACAGCACGGCUGCCUCCUCAAAUUUGGGCGAGUGUCCACCUUCCGUUUCGUCGAUCCGGCGCAAGAAAACCUCAUCAACCGAAACCUUUCACAGUCGCAACAUUACGGCUCGGGCUCCAUCUACGACAGGUCAACCGCGGACAGCGGAGCCAUGUCUCCCUCGUCGCUGGCCUCGCACCCCCGGGACCUCCUCGACGACAACGACGAGGACCACCCUGACGACGCCGCGUUCGACGACGACGACAACGACAAUAACAACACGCUCAAACCGGAAGAGUCGCCCCGCUCGACCGAUUCCAAGCACGAGUUCGGCCGCGACGAGCGCGAGCACUCGAGUCGCACGUCGCAUCGCCUCAGCUACAAGGACAACUACGAGACCACUUUCGACCUGGACGGCAACGUCGAGACCAAGAGCAUCUGUAGCGCCAAGAGCGGGGGCUCCGGACACGAAAAUAGAAGCGGCGGCGGCGCUUGGCGACCGGGACAGGAGGCGAUCCUGCCGGCCGUCCUGGAGUUUCCCGAGGCGGGGCAGGCCCAGUUCCUGGCCACCGUCAUCGCGAGGCUGGACCCCCACGCCCCGGCCUUCAAGCUGGCCCCGGUCUACACGCUCUACCUGUGUGCCAGAUACCGCGCGUCCACCCACUACAGGCCGGAGCUGACGCCCACGGAACGAGCGCACAAGCUCACCGCGUUCUUGCACCACGUCGCUACCCUCAUACACACCACCGUGCAGGAGCGCCGCGCAGACUCCGCGGCGCAGGCCUUCUGGAUGGCCAACGCCAGCGAGCUGCUGCAUUUCCUGAAGUGCGACCGACACAUCUGUUCCUUCUCCACGCAGGCGCAGGAGUCGCUCCCCGCCACGGUGCAGAACGCGUUCAGCAACCUGGUGUCGUGCUUCGCGGAGGAACUUCGCGGCGCGGUGUGGGCGCUGGCCCGCGGCGGAGGAGACGACACGGAGGCCACGGCGCCCGUGCUGCAGGCGCUGGCCGCCGCCAUGGUGCUGCUGCGGCGUUGUCGGGUGAACGCCGCGCUCACCAUUCAGCUGUUCUCGCACCUCUUCCACUUCAUCAACGCCAUUGCCUUCAACAAGCUAGUCUCGGAGCCGAACGACAUCACGCCUCGAUGGGGCGCCUCGUUGUCCGCUCGCCUGGCGCUGCUCGCGGCCUGGGCCGAGAGACAGGGGCUGGAGCUGGCGGCCGACUGCCACUUGGCGAGGACUCAUAGAGCGGCUCGUCUGAUCCAGGGCGAGUACCGCACGGCGGAGGAAGUGAGAGCCGCCCUGGCGGCCUGUUUCAAGCUCAACUCGGUCCAAGUGCGGGCUCUGCUCUCGCCGCUCCUUCCUCCCGAACUCGUGGAGGCCGCCGUGGCGCACGCGCGGGCCCUCGCGGACGAGCUGUACCGGGCCGACGGAAGAGAGAUCGAGCUGGAGGAGAGCGAGUGGCUGGGCACGGCGCUGUUGAUCCCCGGCGACGGCUUCAGCGCGGAAGUGGUGCGCGGCGUGCCGCCCGGCCUGGCCGAGUUCGUGGCGCCGCUGCAGAGGGGCGGGCUGUGUCGUCUGGCGCCUCAGCCGCACGCCGUCGGGCUCUGGACCGUCUACAUGCAUGCGCACGCCGCGCCGCCCAGGCGCCCGCCCGAUCCCACGCCGCAGCUCAUCCAGCUGCACAAGAACGCCAACGGCAUGGGGCUCAGCAUCGUCGCCGCUAAGGGCGCCGGACAGAGCAAACUGGGCAUCUACGUCAAGUCCGUGGUCGCCGGAGGAGCCGCGGCUGCCGACGGCCGGUUGGCGGCCGGAGACCAGCUGCUGUCGGUGGACGGUCACUCGCUCGUCGGCAUCUCGCAGGAAAACGCGGCCGAGUACUUAGUGAGGACGGGCCCGAUAGUGACCCUGGAGGUGGCCAAGCAGGGCGCCGUGCUGCACGGCCUCGCGACUCUUCUGCACCAGCCGGCCUACGCGCAGCAACGUCCGGGUGGCGCCGGUGGCGGUGUUGCGGGGGGUCGACGUGCAUCGGAGCGCGACCUGCCCUCGCGUCUGGCGGCCGAACCCGUCAAACCCAGCAAGAGCACGCCAGCGCUGCAUCAGCCUCCCGGCCCGCCGCCGCCGCAGAGUCCGCUGAGCCCGCAGACUCCGCUGAGUCCCGGCGUCAGGGCGACGGCGAGCAAGUCCCGUAGCAGCCACAACCUGUCCUCGCCGCCCGUCGACUCCUUCUACCAAAACCUCGCCUCCGUCCACGACAGAAGAGACAGUAGGUGGUCUUCCCUCCGGUCGUCCGGCGGAGGCCGGCCUCAGUCGGCUCACUUCGACGAGCAUCACGCGGAUCUCGACCGACAUCAGGUGAACCAGGCGAACGCGCGAGCGGCGAAGUUGGCCGAAAUGUCCGAAGAGGUGACGAGAAGACAGCAAUUACAAUAUCAGCAUAUGCAGCAACACUUGCAGCAACAGCAGCAGCAGCAGCAUUCGCAACAACAGAUGUUCCACAAGCCGGCGACGCCGCAGAUGUACGCGCCGGCGGCGUACGACGCCUCUUCGCAGCUGACGAGCCAGCCCGGCCCUCAACCCGUGUCGCACAACAUUCCGAGCCCUGGCCUGCAGAGUUUGCAAGGCUCGAUGCACGGCUUGCACAACAUUCAGGGCUCACAAGCCUUCAAUUCCCAAAACCAGCAGCCGACCCCGCAGCUUUACGCCCCGUACGGGCAGCCGCAGCGGUACGAGUGGGUCCAGGCGGGGCCGCCGUCGCCUCAGCGGUCGCAGCCCCCGGUGGCUCCCAAGCCGCCGGGUCCCCGGAGGCCGGAAAUCGAUCCCGGCGACCUCGGUCAGCUCUCGCCCGGCACUCCCGCCCGCGUCCGUCCAGACGAAGAGCAGUACGCGGCGAGCGCCCAGGAGUCGGCGUCGGCUUACGCGACGCACAACCCGUGGCAGCGGGAGGAGCGCGAGCGCCAGGCCGAGGCCAGGCGGGCAGCCGCCCGCGCCCGCCGGGACCACACCGUCGCGCAGCUCCUGGCGCUGGGCGCGGCGCGCACCCCGGCGCAGAGCCAGCAGCUACGAGCUCUGCAGCUCGAGAGGGACUUCGAGCGCCGCGCGACCCAACACCAGACGGACGAAGGCGGAAACGGCGAAGGCAGCCCCGAAGACGAGUCUCCCCCCUCGGAACCCCUGGUCGAGCGGGACUCGAGGCUUCACGCCCAGUACCCGCAGUUUCCCGCGCCCAAGUCCAUUCUGAAGAGCAACACGAGAGCGGAGACGGUCAACGGCUUCCAAACGCACUCGAGCUCGAGCGAAGAGAGCCGGAUGAGCGAGCUGUCCGUGAACGUGUCCAGCAUGUCGGUGUCGGCGGUGACCACGGCGUCCGGCGAGCCCGUCGCGCCCGUCGCCCCGACGCCCCCCGAGCGCGGAUCGUCCUUCGCCGUGAUGGCCACCAGGCGCCCGCUGUCGCCGCAGUACGUCGCCCCCCGUCCCCGUCCCCCGCUCCCGGGUCGCGUCGAAACCGGCCGAUUACAACGACGAUCUCUCCGCAGGUCCCCGGCGGGCGCCGGUCGAGACAAGCGCGUGUCCUUCCACGAGCGAGCCUCGGAGCCGCCUCCGGCACCUCCCGCCUCGUCGCCUCCCCCUUUGGACGUCCCCGCCGCACCGAGAGAGGACCCCGACCGGUUCCUGGAGGAGGCCGAGAGCAUGCUGGACGAGGUCGCAGGCGGAGCGGCGCACGCUUCGCCGUCGGCCGCGCAUACGCCGGGCGUCAUCGGCGCCCAGGAGGUGUACAGAGACCCUCGAACGCGUCGCCUGGCGGAGCAGCGAGCGAGGGCGGCGCCGGCGCCGGUCCCGGAGCAUCUGUCCUUCAAGGAGAAGAUGAAGAUGUUCGCUCUCGAGUCCGGCGAGGCCUCGACGCCCAAGGACAAGGUGAAGAUCUCUCGGGCCCAGCGAGACAUCGACGCGGUGCACUAGCGGCCGCGGCGUCUCGGCGACGAGGGACGCCCUUGCGAUUGACUCCCGUCGCGUGGAGACGUCCGCUCGGCUCGGAUUCAGAAAAUAAUGGCACGUUACGAAAUUCUAAGUUUUAUUUUCCAAAUUAGUUGUGCCAUCGUACUGUUCAUAAAUUGUUAUAGAUCAACGAGAGUUUUGCUCGCUGAGUCGCUUCCUCACAUUCCAAAGAACGAACUGACCUCUCCUCCUCGAGCGUUCAUCGGCGGUAUCCGACAAGUAGAGACAGAGUUGGGCGUUCAACGAAAGCAAUAAAGCAGUGCCCUUGUACAUAAGCGUAGAUAGCAGAUAGCCGUAGGAUAACGUAGAGCACGCUCUGUGCAAAGUCGUUCUCUUGGAUUCGGACGGCCGCUUACCGUUCUCGUCAACCGAUAUAAUGCUUCCGUUAUUGCUAGGCGAGUUAUUUUUAUCUCUUUCGACACCUUUGUGAUCUUCGUCGUCGAACUUUAGGUUUCAAUAUCUCCGAGGGACCGCAUUCGCCGAGUCGACGCCACGGUUCGAUAUGUUAUGGAAUAUUUUUAGUCGUCGUAUAUAUAUUGGUAAAUGAAGACCGAUGGUUUUUCUCGUCGCGUGGUCGCCGAACAGCGUUAUGUUUCGUUAACCGUACGUCAAAGCGUACCCGUCCGAAUCCAAAGGCAUAAUUAGGUCAAAAUCGAUGUAUAUAAUAUUUUCCAUGAGUCCACGACCAAUAUUUUGUAAAUGUUCACUACAAGUCUAUAAUAUUUAUAUUAUAUAGAGCUUAGAGCUAUUUUAGCAAAUUUAUUUAGUCGUAAAGGGCUUCGCGGGCCCCGUAUUUCACCCAACGAUAGUCAAUUAGAAAUAUUGUAAGGUUUAUUUGAACGUUCUGACACGUCGUCAGCUGACUCGGUUCGGACUGUUCUUUAAGAAUUAGAAAUUUAACAACACAAACUAAUUAUAUUGUUAUAGAUUAUGAGUAUUGUACUACGUUUACUUAAAUUUUAAUAAAUUACCGAUACGAA